This is a messenger RNA of Sclerotinia sclerotiorum 1980 UF-70, 2127 nucleotides long. RefSeq lists its product as hypothetical. The record is from RefSeq and is a predicted model, not a curated record. The transcript is spliced from 6 exons. Gene Ontology annotation, molecular function: zinc ion binding; DNA binding. Lineage: Eukaryota; Fungi; Ascomycota; Leotiomycetes; Helotiales; Sclerotiniaceae. Gene Ontology annotation, biological process: DNA-templated transcription. The coding region runs from base 1 to 2127 and encodes 708 amino acids.
AUGACCUCUACUCCAUACCGCGACUACCUUCGUCUCCUUGCUCAAUUGAACUUUCCAAUUAAGAAUUUAUCUCUCCCAGACUUACCCAUAUAUAUUCUUCGUUUUUCGGCUUUGCCUCUUAUUAGUUCUAUUUUUUUGAGACUUUUCGAAGCAACCGGCUUGAAAGGGGUCAACAUCAUUCUGGAUAACCAUAUUUCUCUCCUGGAAGCUAAAUUGAAACGUAUGGAGCAUGUUAUGACAAAUUCCGGACUCAGUGUGGAUGCUUCCCGCGAUGACAGACAGCCAUCCGAAGAGAUAAAUGAUCAAGCCGCAAUGUUGGAAAAGUUCUCUGCACUUAAUGUAAGUGACACCGGAGCUGAAGAGUUUUGGGGUGCCGCUUCUGGAUUUUCUAUAUUUUCUCCAAAAGGCCUUCAACUUAUCAGUAAAAUGACUGGAAACGACCAUUUUGCGAACUAUAUAUGUGCUACAAAACAUAUGAGAAUGACCCAAUACUCCGUCCCAGCGUCGCUAUGGUAUGCGAUGCCGGAUGACAAACACAAACCUCUUCCACCUAGGGAAAUUGCGGAUCAAAUUCUAGAAUGUAAUGAGGCUGAAAUAGAGCAAAGGCGUAACGUUUUCUGGAUUGCUAUCAUGGUCGAACGUGGUGUAGUCAUUCGUCACGGUCGCCCUUCGGUGAUUCAUGAUGAAGAUAUUGGAGUUGACUUACCUCCUGAUAGCCAAUAUCCGGGAGAGGCCGAUGGAAGAUUUGUUACGUUUCGCCAUAAUGCAAUCUUAUCUUUACUUCAGGGUCGAAUCUACAAUAGAUUGUAUUCCGCUAAAUCAUUUACAAAAUCCAAAACGGAGAGGUUAAAAAUAGUUGGGAUGCUAGAUGAUGAACUUCAACAAUGGUGUGAGACAAUCCCAGUUGAAGUUCGGCCGGGUUACCCCUUAAAAUGUGAUAAAAAUCAUAUUGUCACGGCCGUCUGCAUGCAAUGGGGAUAUUACCAAUGCGUUAAUACCAUUCACCGAGUAUCAUUGUAUUAUGGCCCAGGGUCGUUGGAUCUGGAUGAUAAAAUACCUGAAAGCGACUUCGAUCCUGACUUGAACCCACGAGUCAUUUUUAUUCACUACGCGCUUGCAGCAUGUGUCUCUCUUUUUGAACAUAUUCUUCAAUACCCUCUUGAUCCACAGGCACAAUACGAUAUCCAACUAAUGAAUGAUGUAAUAUCAUUUCUUUCUAGCUUCGAAGAUAAUGGCGCAGCCGAGAGCCAUCCGGCAGUCCCGAUAUUUCACGAGAUAAAUCGCGUCGCUGCUGAGCAUGUCAACAAGGCACAGCAUGAAGCCACACAAUAUACCAAAAGAUCACGAGAUUCAUCUCGUGAUGUCGAAGAACCAUAUACGGAAAGCGAUGAGUCGGAGGAGGAAGACUAUGAAGUAGAAGAGGAGCUAUGUAGUAAUAUCGUUGCUAAGGCCCGUGAUCCAGAAAAUUCGGUAUCACCUACAAACUCUACGAGAUCACAAAUGUCUCCUAUUCCCUCAGCACAACCACAAUCCGAUAUUCCACCUGAAAUGCGACAAUUUGAUCUUAACCCCUUGAACUACAAGUCAGAGCAUAUUCCUAUGUCUAUGCAACAAAGUUACAAUUUACAACCAACGACACAUGAUCCUUACCAAACUCCUUCCUUUUACGACCACCACACAAAUCUUCCUGAUCUAAACUAUCAACAUCACCUAGAUCACCCUGAAAACGACCAAAACCAACCUCGGUAUAUCUCACAGCUAAAAUCAGAGCCUCAAUCUUACCCUUCACACCCCAAUGUACAUACACCUCACCCGGCCACAGGCUUUUACUUUUCUUCUUCAGAACAACACCAACAGAAUAUAAAUCCAAAUCAAUCAGAAACAUAUACCAAUACAUUGAGAAAUCCAAACGCCGUUCCUCAAGAUCAAAUAGGUCCUACGGAAGAACGUCUGGUGCCGCAAGAUGAGGGUUGGUUUUAUCCAAUGAUGAGCCCAUGGCUAUAUGGAGAGCAGUCAGAUAGCAAUCUAAUCGUUGGAGCAGCUGAUGAGAAUGACGAUGUGGCAUGGAGAGGUGAGGGGAAUAAUGGGGAGAGAGGAGGAUUGGAUGGAUGGCGUGGUCAUGGGUGA